AUGAAUGAGGGAUAUACGUAUAAACGUACAAUGUUUCCCUCGAGCGAGGCGUUUCAAAUAAACAUGAAAAAUACUGAACCUGAUGGAAAACGUAGAGUUUGGGUUCUGAAAAACGGGGUGAGAAGGAGCUCGUUUACACGAGGUGAGUUGGAACGUGCCACCCAUGUGCUCGAGCCGCAUCCACGUGAGAGCGGUGGACUUGAUCAGAGUGGAUGGAAGCAAAUUUCAUGUCAGCGCGAAAAUAUCAGCUAUACGAUUCACGGCUUGUCUCGUGGUUGCGGAUGUGGUUGA
Molecule: messenger RNA, 291 nt
Organism: Necator americanus (New World hookworm)
Lineage: Eukaryota; Metazoa; Nematoda; Chromadorea; Rhabditida; Ancylostomatidae
Exons: 4
Coding region: 1-291 (96 amino acids)
Source: RefSeq, a predicted model, not a curated record